Eleginops maclovinus (Patagonian blennie) is the source of this 821-nucleotide messenger RNA. RefSeq lists its product as uncharacterized. NCBI's taxonomy places the organism in Eukaryota, Metazoa, Chordata, Actinopteri, Perciformes, Eleginopidae. Gene Ontology annotation, cellular component: nucleus. The coding region runs from base 216 to 821 and encodes 201 amino acids. The transcript has 6 exons. The record is from RefSeq and is a predicted model, not a curated record.
GGGCCUGUACUACGAACGGAGUUCAACCUACUUAGAACUAACUCAGGGUUUCCGCGGUAACCCGGGGUUGACUAAACCUGGACAUCUUGAUUGGUCUUAAACGGUACUACGACGCUGAUUAUGAAGUUGAUCAGCUGAACCUGUGUUCACUCAACCAGAGUUACUGCGCGUUCACAUAAAAGGGGUGGUACCAGCGCAAAAAAACACUCUCGAUCAUGGCGGGCUCUCCCUAUUUCACAGAAGAGGAAUGCGAGAUCAUAAUGAGGAGUUAUGAAGAGUAUAAACCGACCCUGGCUGCUAAAUCCAACACCGCGGCAGCAAACAAGGCGCGACUGGGGUGUUGGCAGCAAAUUACAGACCGCGUAAAUUCAGGUACCAGCAGCGCCAAACGGACCUGGCAGCAGGUGAAGAUGAAGUACAAAAACAUCAUUCAGAAUGCCAACAAGAAGAAGGUAGAAAUAAGGCGCACAGGAGGAGGGAGGGCACCAGACUCCUUUACUCUUGCUGAAGAGUUGGCCCUAGCCAACAACAGUGGCAGGGUGAUGAUGGAUGGGGUGGCAGGGGUACAGUCUAACCCUGGGGCAGCUGAAAUGUCCACCCUCUAUGUGCAAGUCGAGGGUGGAAACAUCACAACCCUGCAGCCACCAGGAUGCAUUCAUCCUCUGACACAGGAUGAUGAUGAUGAUGAUGAUGAUGACGAGACCCUCACAGCCCCCUCCGACACACACAUGCAGGAGGACUUGGAGGAGCUUUCCCUCCUGAAGCCUCCCUCCCAGGGACCUCACAGUCAGACAAAGUACAGUUUCUCCUUCCUUGUUUAA